GGAGCGCGCAGCGAUCGGAGGUGCGCUGUGUCCCUCGGACUCAGCGGAGCACCGACCAACGGAAAGAGCCGAAGAUGUUGGCUCGGUCAUGUGAUCAGCUGUGUCCUAUCACAGCUGGUCACAUCAGUGCCACCUGUCAGUGUUCAUCCACGCCACCUGCCAGUGCCACAUCAGUGCCACAUUUCAGCGCCUACCAGUGCACAUCAAUGCCACAUAUCAGUGCCCACCUGAGUUGCCUUUCAGUGUCACCCAUCAGUGCCAGUCAGUGCCACCUAUCAAUGCCAGUCAUUGCCACAUACCAGUGCUGCCAAUCAGUGCCACCUAUCAGUGCCAGUCAGUGUCGCCUAUCAGCGCCAGUCAGUGCCGCCUAUCAGUGUGCAUCAGUGCCGCCUAUCAGUGCCCGUCAGUGCUGUCUAUCAGUGCCGCCUAACAGUGCCAGCCAGUGCCACCUAACAGUG
Staurois parvus is the source of this 458-nucleotide messenger RNA. NCBI's taxonomy places the organism in Eukaryota, Metazoa, Chordata, Amphibia, Anura, Ranidae. The record is from the annotation of a GenBank genome assembly.